Messenger RNA from Cynara cardunculus var. scolymus (artichoke), 972 nucleotides. RefSeq names its product protein CHLORORESPIRATORY REDUCTION 6, chloroplastic. Gene Ontology annotation, cellular component: chloroplast. The transcript is spliced from 4 exons. The record is from RefSeq and is a predicted model, not a curated record. Bases 94 to 840 code for a protein of 248 amino acids. NCBI's taxonomy places the organism in Eukaryota, Viridiplantae, Streptophyta, Magnoliopsida, Asterales, Asteraceae. Gene Ontology annotation, biological process: NAD(P)H dehydrogenase complex assembly.
GGAUAUGACCCGCAAACCCUUCUCAAACACCAGGCCAUAAACAAAAGCAGAUAAACCAGAAGAGUUUCUUGAACCUUAGCAACAACCACAUCCAUGGCUUCCAUCAAACCAUUUUCAACCCUUUCUUCUCCAUUAAACCAAACCAUUCCUUCAUUACACAACUCAUCGUUUUCCUUCAAACCCAUCUCGUCUUCUUCGUCGUCAUCCGUAUCGCAAAGAGGUCAAGUUGCAGUCUCUGUAGCAUUCAAUCCAAGUGGGAACUUUGACCUCUCACUGUAUGAUGAACAAGAAAAUGUAGAACCAGCACCUCCACCGAUGCCUCCAAAAGACGGUCGAUAUGAAGUAGUCAUCGACAAAGACAUAAUUCGACGUCUAGAUAUGUCUUCGUUUUCUAACGCCACCGGAAUUACGACAACUUCAACGGUUGAUCCACGGGAAUUUCUUGAACGCACGAUCGGAUUCACAAUUAAUUACGACAGAGAAGAUGAACACGAUCCACGAGAACUAUCGGAAUUCCCUGAUAUAAGACUAUGGUUUGUUAGACUUGAUGCUGUAUAUCCAUGGCUUCCAAUCCUACUGGAUUGGCGAGCCGGAGAACUUGCACGCUAUGCAGCCAUGUUGGUGCCGCAUCAGAUGAGCAUGAGAAUGGGGGUGGUGUUCAAUCCGGAGGCAUUAGAAUUGUUCAUAAUGAAGAAAGUGUUUAUAUCGUACUCUUGGUUGAAAGAAAACGAUAUCCCGAAGCCGAGAUUGAAGGUUAUAAAUAUGGCAAGAAUGCUCGGGUUUGGAAUCGGUGAGGAACUGUUCGAUAUGAUUGAUCGACAUCCAGUUUCGUCUCCAUAAGUUUGGAUAUCGAUUGACAUUCAUUGUUCAUCUUCGUAAUUUGACCAUCAACUGAUCUAUCGACAUGUGUUUUUAUCUCCAAUACGAUAUUUCUCACAAACGAUAAGUCGCUUUCGGUAAUAUUUUUCGUCA